Messenger RNA from Thalassophryne amazonica, 3523 nucleotides. RefSeq names its product E3 ubiquitin-protein ligase RNF6-like. Gene Ontology annotation, biological process: protein ubiquitination; ubiquitin-dependent protein catabolic process; positive regulation of DNA-templated transcription. The record is from RefSeq and is a predicted model, not a curated record. The coding region runs from base 40 to 2208 and encodes 722 amino acids. Gene Ontology annotation, cellular component: nucleoplasm; cytoplasm. The transcript has 3 exons. Gene Ontology annotation, molecular function: ubiquitin protein ligase activity. NCBI's taxonomy places the organism in Eukaryota, Metazoa, Chordata, Actinopteri, Batrachoidiformes, Batrachoididae.
GAUGCUCUCACCCACCUGUCUGCCAGCACUUUUCUGGUGAUGGACCCUCCUGGUGGGGGAGAUGAACGACGGAGGCAGGCAGAGCGUCUUCGGCGAGAGGAGGCAUAUUAUCACUUCAUUAAUGAACUGAGUGAAGAGGAGUACCGUCUAAUGAGAGACGGCAACCUGCUUGGCACUCCUGGAGAGGUGACUGCUGAGGAGCUCCGGCAGCGGCUUGAUGGAGCAAAGGAGAGCUUGUCAACUCAGCCCGACAGUGAGCAGCGCUCACAGAUUACAAGUUCUGGCGAAGUGCAGGGUGGUAGUGCUGAGGGAGAGGCGAGAGUAGCUGGAGGGAGAAGAGUGACAGGGGGUGCAGAGCAUGGAGCAGAAACGUCUAAUGGUGACUCAUUGUUAGAGUGGCUGAACACAUUCAGGCGCACUGGUAACGCUACCCGCAGUGGACAAAGUGGAAACCAGACAUGGCGUGCAGUCAGCCGUACCAAUCCUAACAGCGGAGAAUUUCGUUUUAGCCUGGAGAUAAACAUUAACCAUGAUCAGCCAGAGCCAGGGGAACACAGUGACACAUCAGACCCUGCAGAGCUGCCACUAACUGGACCACACACCACUUCAAGCUCCGUACUCCGCACUGCUUCUUCUUUCUCCACAGCUCGCCCUUCACCCACACCAAGACCAAGCCUUUACCCCUCCCCCCGCCCACCUAUCAGUCAGAGGAUGCAGACACGACGAACACGCAGCAGCUCCACAACUCUUUCCGUGAGUGCUCCAGUACUUCCUGCACCAUUGGCACCCCAUGUCGCUGCACAGAGGAGAGGUCCAACAGUGCACUCUUUUCCACCACUGCCUCUUCCUGCUCUUACCACUAGCGCCCUUGAUCAAGUUCCACCACUGCGACAUCACGCCUUGAAUGCUGACACAGAUCAUAGGAGUGGGGAGAUGGCUGCAUCUGAAAACUAUCCCCAUGUGUCACCCCAGGCUGGAUCACAAACCUCAGCGGUGGCUCAGGAAUCACAUGGUAUUCAGACUCGUUCUCGUGGACGGACACGUAGAGCUGCAGCAGGGACUGGGGUUGCUUCCCGAUUGUCAAGAAGGAGUCGUUCUCCUUUAGACAGAACACCGGUUCCCAGUGAAACUCCUCAGUCAAGCAGUGGUCUCAGUGGUUCUAAUAUCCAUACCCUUGAGUUGAGCACAGGCACAAGCUCUGUUUCCAUGGAUUCUGAGGAAGCUGUGGCAGAACCUGCUGCUUUAUCUGAAUCACCUCGAGAUGCAGGGGAGCGUGAGAGUGAAUCUCACGUAGCAGGCACGGCAAGUUCAGCACUCCGUCGCCACCCAACAAUCAUGUUGGAUUUGCAAGUGAGACGGAUUCGACCUGGUGAAAAUCGUGACCGGGAUAGUAUAGCCAGCAGAACACGUUCUCGUGCUCGGGUUGCUGAGAAUACCGUCACAUUUGAAAGUGAUAGCGGUGGAUUUAGACGAACCAUUUCCCGCUCGGAGCGAGCUGGAAUCCGCACCUAUGUAAGCACUAUACGGAUUCCACUGAGGCGCAUUAGUGAGACAGGCCUGGGAGAACCCAAUUCCACAGCCCUACGCUCCAUUUUGCGCCAGAUUAUGACUGGAUUUGGGGAGCUCAGCUCCCUAAUGGAGACAGAGUCAGACUCUGAAACUGUUGUGCCAAACCACACCGAUGCCAGCAGUACAAAUGGUAGUUCCAACACAGCUGGUCGUUUCCACAUAAAUGAAAACAUAGCAGGUCGUACUGGAACAGUUGGGACAGAUCAGGGGAGCGUCAGUCUGGUGGAGAGUGAAGAGGACCACGGUGGUCAGGCCAGGCUUGGAGGAGGAGCACUGAGCACCCCAGAGGGACGGGCCACAAGUAGAGACACCAACAACCUAGUGGAAAAUGGGACUCUUCCCAUCCUGCGGUUGGCGCAUUUCUUCUUGCUGAAUGAUGAAGACGAUGAUGAACACCCUCGCGGCCUGACAAAAGAACAGAUUGACAAUCUGUCCACACGCACGUACGGUCAGGCCAAUCUAGACGGGGAAAUGGGCCGUGCGUGCAGCGUGUGCAUCAACGAGUACGCUCAGGGCAACAAGCUGCGCCGUUUGCCCUGCUCCCAUGAGUUCCAUAUCCACUGUAUCGACCGCUGGCUCUCGGAAAACAACACCUGCCCCAUCUGCAGGCAGCCCGUGCUUACACUACAUCCUGACUGAUGUAUUUGUCUCCCACAGAACGAUGGUGUUCCCCGCUGGAUGAAAUGAGCAGACCCUACCGGGCUUUGCAUGUACAUAGCGCUUUCAUGGUUUAGUUUCUUUGAAAAUGUACCUCGUGUUGGAAAUUGAAGAACAGUGAACCAGAAGUGCAGAUAAGAGUUUAUGAAAAUAGAAAAUUUACAAAACUUUAUUUUUUUAGACUGAUUUCAGCAGCACAUUGUUUUUCUUCAUCCCGUAACCAUAUUGUACUGGUCUACAUCACAGUGCUCCAGAGACCUGCAUCAUCAGUGCUUAAUAGCCGCUACUGAUGCAUCUCUUUGUCACUUUAAUGUCUGAUACUUGUGACAUUUCUGUCACAUCGGAACUACAUAAAACACUCCUAGAGUUGAUUUAUUCAGCAGAAUAUGUAAAUAGUGUUGCUACCACUUGUAUUUACAUACCCUCUGUUUCAAAUGGAAGUGGAACAUCUUCAGUUAGGUCAUUCUUUCAGUACUCUGUUUUAAGGCUUUGACAUUUUAAAGUGUCCCUUUGAUUGUUUAGAAAAGUCUUAAUUGUUGGGAAGUGUACCAGCUUUGACAUUUUGUAUUCUUUAGAUCCAGCAGGUUUUUUUUGUUUUUUUUUUUGCCCUAAAUUGUGUUCUUGCACCUGUCAACCAUCCAGUUGCAGUCAAAUUCAUCCAUAAAUCUUUCAGUUCAGUUACUUUGAGACUUAAAAUUACACAUAUGUGCAACACAAUUCAAAUUGAGGGUAAGAAAAUCCAUUUAGUAAUUAAGAUGUGCAAUAAGGAGAGAGAAGACAGUAUUGUUUGUGUUAUUAUUCUUUGUUGUUUAUGCCAAACAGAAUUUUCCAAUAAUGGGAAUUUGAUCGAUUAGAAACUCCCCGUUACUAAAAAGGGUAAUCCCUGGGUUCUCGCUGAUUAUUCUUAAACUUUCUCCAAAAUGUUUUUUUGCGUUUCUUAUUUAGCCCAGGUGGAUUAUUUAGCUGAGCAUCUGUUGUGUUUACCGUCACUUCUACGUCUCUGCAGUCAACAUCAAUGACAAAACUACAAGAGUAAUGGACUCUAACAAUGUGAGAGUGGUGUAGUAUGUAUGGUUUAAUUUCUGUGGAUGCUGAAGGAAAGGAUGAGUGUUCUCACAGAGUUCCUCUAACAUUAAUUCCCACAGAAAAAAAUGGAGAGGUUUUUGGCAACUUGGUUCAGGACUGAAUAUUUAUUCUGUUCUUAUUUAAUAAAAUGGAAACCAGCUUCUGACAUGUAUUAUAAUGUUGCCAGAGCAAAUAAAGCUGUUGCGAUAAACGUGUUGCUAAAGUAACUGGA